Patiria miniata (bat star) is the source of this 2214-nucleotide messenger RNA. It is a transcript of the gene mppe1, whose product is annotated as metallophosphoesterase 1-like. The record is from RefSeq and is a predicted model, not a curated record. Lineage: Eukaryota; Metazoa; Echinodermata; Asteroidea; Valvatida; Asterinidae. Gene Ontology annotation, molecular function: phosphoric diester hydrolase activity. The coding region runs from base 166 to 1329 and encodes 387 amino acids. Gene Ontology annotation, cellular component: endoplasmic reticulum-Golgi intermediate compartment. Gene Ontology annotation, biological process: endoplasmic reticulum to Golgi vesicle-mediated transport; GPI anchor biosynthetic process. The transcript is spliced from 10 exons.
GGUCCGGCGCGCCAGCUAGCGUACGACAUGUGCGACGAGUGUGGGACUUCUGCUCGAUCGGAAAUAUCUCAAGGGUGUACUUCCUUCAUCCUCAUCUGUUGGAGUGUACAAAGGAUGAGAACCAACUUAGGAGUGCAGUGUAUGAAGAUUUGAAGUUUUCUCUUCAUGAUCCUCCUCUGGCGUCAUCUUCUCCGCCUCAUCCUCGCCGCAUUCUCCCUCCUCAUCUUCUGCGAGUUCCUGAUCUACUACUUCAUCGCCCUCCCGUGCUCAUGGCCACAGCUGCCCCGAGGUGACUGGGGUAGGGAUGCCCCAGGGGGUGGGGAAUCGGCUCCCCUGCGUGCCAUGUUCCUGUCCGACACCCACCUACUUGGGAACAGACUUGGUCACUGGUUUGACAAGCUACGCAGGGAAUGGCAGAUGCAGAGAGCGUUUCAGACAGCGAUGACCUUAGCCAAUCCGGAUGUGGUCUUUAUUCUUGGCGAUCUGACUGACGAAGGAAAAUGGGCCAGUGAUCAGGAAUUUGGCGAGACAGUGGAACGCUUCAAUAACAUGUUCAAAGUGGGCGAAAAUAUUGAGUUCCAUGUUGUCGUCGGCAAUCACGACAUUGGAUUCCAUGAGUCGGUCACCAAGAUCAAGUUGGAACGCUUUCAGGAGAUGUUCGACAUUCCUCCGGUCAAAAUCCUGACAAUUAAAGACAACGUCUUUGUUCUAGUCAACAGCAUGGCCAUGCACGGCGAUGGCUGCUUCAUGUGCAGCCCAGCCAUGGACAAACUGCGCUGGGCGUCCGAGAGACUCAACUGCACACGGUACGGAUCGCCGUCCGGCAGAGCAAACGAGAAGGAAACAGUGAAGGCAAGAUGCCAGAAAUAUAAGACGUUGCCAAACGUUAGACCGAUUCUACUUCAGCAUUUCCCCUUGUACAGGCCUGACGAGACACCAUGCACAGGCCCUGAUGCUCCAACACUCAACCAACAAAGGAAGAAAAAUACAGAAAGAUUUGAUGUUAUAUCCAAAAAGGCUUCACAGCAACUGCUAUCGUGGAUCCAGCCGCGUAUGAUUCUGAGCGGCCACGCCCAUCACGGCUGCUACGUGGUGCACCCGGGCGGAGUCCCCGAACUCUCCGUCCCUUCGUUCAGUUGGCGCAAUCGCAACAACCCAAGCCUGAUCCUGGCCACCAUUUCAAAGGAGCACUUUGAGUACAGCAAGUGCUUCAUACCACAGGAGACAUCCGUCAUCACCAUCUACGUGUUCUUCAUCAGUCUCAUCGUGGUCUGGUUUGUCUUGUCCAUUGUGCGGAACUGGGGCCGGAAUUUCAAGAAGUAUCGGUAGGAGCAGGGAAUUGUGGGAUAUGUAAGGAUGUAUGGGUCCGAUCGCAUGACAUCAACGAACCACGUGACCAUCCGGUCUCCCUCGAUCUGCCACCAUUGCAGUAGGCAAGUGUUUGUGUUUGAUAAACAACCACGUGCGUUGUAAACUAGACAGCAGGGCUUAUUUUCACGUAAAAUAACCACAAAUUCUUUAUCAAAUGGCACAGUGGUCAAUACCUGUGCCUUGGAUGGACCCAGUACUGGAUGUUGGCUCCGCGUUUUUCUCUGUUUUUGCCAUCUAUCACAGCUUUGAAGGCUUGCCUACUACCUACUGGGUGUGUUUGAGAGAGCCCCACUACAAGGCUGAAAACCACUUAAAGUAAAGGGCUACAAAAACGAGAAACAAGGGUCGGGAGCAAGGGUCCCUGGACUCUGUACCCCAAAAGCAGAGCGGUGCGGUAGGGGGCUGUGCCAAACAUGACCUAAUCUGAAGGCGUCCACAAUGGACUCCCGACAGUUUCAAUGAUGAAACGCGUGGUCAAGGACAGGGUGAUCAGCACACAUGUAGUGAUUACAUCUCUGCUUCCCCAACAGAGUUAUUUUGGAUUAUCUAGAUAGAAAAUAACAUUUACACUUUCUGCGUGCCUUUAAAGCACGUUUCAAGAUACUUGUUACAAGAUGCUGAACUAUGUACAUGUCUCGUUCUUCACUUUCACGUUGUAAAAUCAUCAAGACAUUUUGCAUUUCGGAGGGUUUUUUUUAAGCAAAGACCAGGACAAAGAAACUGUUUUUAAGAGUUAUAGUAGGCUAUGUUUUUGAGCAAAUAAGGGCCCAGUAACGAUGCAAUUUUCUGGAAACAACCACCAGAGAUACUUCAAAUAAAGCAGUUUCGUACUUUUAGUAAAAU